Molecule: messenger RNA, 3012 nt
Organism: Ylistrum balloti
Lineage: Eukaryota; Metazoa; Mollusca; Bivalvia; Pectinida; Pectinidae
Product: headcase protein homolog
Exons: 1
Coding region: 102-1745 (547 amino acids)
Source: RefSeq, a predicted model, not a curated record
UGUGAAGACGCGUGUGGAGUGGAAGAGAGUUUGUGCAAUGAACAGACAUUGACGCUUAAUUCAGUGGAUGUAUUCUGAAAUAUUGGACGUUUAUUUCAAUCAUGCCUCAUCAUAGACAUCACCGAAGUCAGCGAGGAAGUGUUAAAGACGAAACAAACAACAACGAAACCAGCGUGGUAGAAGGCACGCAUAACGACAACAAUCAGCCUGAGAAUAACCGACAUGUAGUUGUAAGCUGUUGUAUGCCGUCUGGGUGUCUAUGUUCGGAGGAAAGUAUAGAUCCGUCGGACGCUGGAGAUGCUGUCAGGGUUGUAUGCAACAAUGAUGCAUGUUCUGAAGGUACGUGGAUGCAUAAAAUUUGUUUUGAUGAUUGGGAGGACGGUGUGUUGGCUUACCUGAAGUCGUGUGGCAGAGCACGUAGCUGGAGCGAAAAGCAACGUUUGCAGAAUUUGUGGACCAAGAAGGGUUAUGAUCUUGCAUUCAAAGCUUGUGAUUGUCGUUGCGGGCGUGGUCACUUAAGGAAAGACUUGGACUACAUCCCACCCCCCAAAAAUGACAACGCCCGGAAACACAAGAAAAAGGCCAAGAAAAACGACCGUCCAAUGCCCGUGGUUACCAGUGGUAAGAGCGGGUCGCAUAACGUCAAUCAUAACGUGAACCAUAACGUUAAUCACAACCACGUCGACCAUGGAAACAACAACGUCAGUGGUCAAAACGGGAACCGAAACAACGGACAAAGUAUAGUAGGCUUAAAUGUCAACACGAACACUAUACGAAACCGAAACAUAAGUACCAGCAGCGAACCCAAGCUUGAUAACGUAAGUCGCAGCGUUACUGGAACGUCGAAUCCGCCCAACAAGAACUCCGGCUCGACCGGGAAGAAAAAUGACAACAACAAUACAGGUAGUGCUAAUAGCAUCAGUAAACCUAUUAACACUACUGCUAUCGUCCGUCCAAGGACCGACAGUCUCGGAAGUACAGGCAGUUCUUCCGUCAUCUCCACGGGGUCGAGCUCGCCGACGCCGUCGCCGCCUCGGAAUGGCAACAUGCUGAUACGGGCCCCCAAGCCUAAGUUUGACACGUGUUCGACCGACUCUGCUCAGACAUCGUUUUCUAACAUUUUCCGACGACGUCACGAUCUGACUGCGUUUAAUAUGCUUCCUCGUCACAAACAGAACCCGUACCACAUCAAAAUGGAGGAUGACGGACCACCCGGUAAUGACGAAACGCGGAGUUUUGUUCUCAACCAUCUGAGCACUUAUAAGGUGUCGUCUUUGAAUUGUGUGCUGUGUAUGUGCACACUUCCGGUGUUCGAUCGCUAUCCAAUGAUCGAUGGUACGUUCUUUCUGUCACCACAAGCGUACGGCGACGGCGUCGUUCAGGUUAUAUCGGAAGGCCGACUGCAGUUUAUCAACGCCGCAUGCGUCAACUGUCUGGAAGGUGCAAGCAAUGUCCAAUGUAUGGCAUGCAAAAGGAAGUGGGACGGAAGCACUCUACUCCUUGGGUCCAUGUAUUCUUAUGAUAUCUUCGCCGCGAUGCCUUGCUGUCAGAAGCGACUUACGUGCAAACAUUGUCGACGUGCCGUCGUUGACAUAAACAACGGUCUAGCGUUCUACAGCGAGUACAGCCGAAUGAUAGCGUGUCCUUACUGUAAGGCACACGACUACCAUUUCAUACGCCCCAUGCAGGAGACGUUCGCCGUGAAGCCAUACCAACCGGCCAAACAACAACCUAUAUGGAAUUAAUGAAUAGUGAACUUUAGAUAAUCGCAAAUAUUAACUUUGUGAGGACUGCACAUUUUUUAUAUGGUAACAUUUUGUAUGAUUCACACAUUUGCAAUAAGGCAACCUCACCAUCAUCAACAUGUUCAUCUUGACGUGCGCGUGUUAUUUGUGACCUGUAAUAUUAUAAAUGUGUAUUUAGCAGAGAAAAGUUCAAUGUAAGCGAACUGUAUCGAUGGCUAUAGCGGGACUUUUUGGGACACCCCAUCAUUCGGACUGAACAGUUUAUGAAAUUCAUUAUCAGGAAAGAUGAGUUUCGGGUUUUUAAUUUUGUUUCAUUUUCCGAGAUAUUACUUCGGAUAUGUUUACUUUUUGGAAGAUUGGUGGAAUAUCGUUUUUAUGUUGAUUUAUUUUUCAUCACGUGGUAUGUAUGGAAUCUUAGCGCGGGAUGUUUUUUUUAUUCGUAUUGGUGCGAUUGUAUGUGACUGCAAACAUUACUUUCCAAGUGCCUGGAUGACACUUAACAUAUGGAUGUUUCUUUUUUUUCUAAACGUGAAGCAUUUGGUGCAUAAUUGUGUCGGCUUAAAAGCUGUCGAGGGUCCAAUAGGAAAAUCGGAAGUGGAUUUGCAACAGAAAGUACAAUGUAUGUAGUGCAGAUAUUUCCAUAAAUGACAGUAAACUGGUAAUUUGUGUAAAAUGCACAUUUCCGAUGGAUUUUUUCAGCUCUCUGAGUCUCCCUACGAGGAACCUCGAUAGUGAGCUCCCGAAACUUCUGAAACUCUCCAUUAUGCUCGUAUAAUAUUAUGUUCACGGCACGUGUUAUUUUGCUGCUACACACGUACAUACUUAUUUGAAUUAGAGAAGAUCUUUAGUUCAAUAAUGAUUCACUGACCAAAGCUUCAUGAAAUGUGAGUAAAAUGGAAAAAAAGUAUAUAUCGUUCAUUACUUGCUAGCUUUCAGUCUGAGAACUGAAGUACGUCGUUCAUUGUAGUAACUUGUCAUGUAGGUGAUUUCUCCUAGUCGUCCACUAACAUUGAUGAAACGGUCAUGCUGGACAUUUUUCAGAAAUACUACAUUAUAAUAAUUCAGUAUUUGAUAUAGGGCAAAAACCGCAUCUAAUUGCGUAUGUGUAAGUAGGUAACUUGCUGUAUAUAUAAUAUACUCACGUGCAUAUGCUGUCGAUUGUAAGUCGCUUGUUUGCUGGUCUGUAAGACAGUGGUGCAGUACUGCAAAACUGAGGAAAUGGCGAACCUGUCGGGUUUAUUUUUUGAAAUAAAGUAUUUACUACGAA